UGCUGGGCGCCGGUGCCCCCAUGCGUCCUCCUGCAGAGGCACAGCGUCCUGGUCGUCGCCCUGGGCCUCCCGGGAACAGCCCCGGGGCGGGGGGGGCGGCCCAGAGUGCUGCCCUGCUUCCCCUGCUUCGUCACCCCCACCCCCCCAGCUCCUCCCAGAGCCCAGGACUCGGACACUGGACACUGGGCUUGUGGCAGGGUGUCCCCAGGCACCCGCUGCUGGAGUCCAGGUGUGUCCUCUAACCGUCCUAACGACCGCUGACCCCGUCGCCGCAGGGUGGUCGGCGGGGUAAACGGGGUCCCGGGAGGGAGCGCACGGAGCCCCUCUGCUCCGGGAACCGGCCGCCGCGGGUCCAGCUGGGUGCCCCGUCCCUUCCUCUGUGCCCGGCCCCCAGCCUGGACUCACCCUGUCUGGUUUCUGGGGCCCUUCCCGUCCCAGCCUGGCCGGCGAGGGCAGGGCAGACUCGCUCCAGGCCUGAUCCGCUGCCCCUGGUCGUGCACAGCCCGUGAGCAGAGUCGCGGGGACGUCUCUAAAUGGUGGAGCAAAACUCAAAGAGGACGCGUCUGUGGCGAGAGCGAGUCACCCGGACUCCGAUCGCCGCGAGGAGGGUGGCGUCACGUCGGAACACGGCCCCCGGCGUUCACGCGCACAGGUCACGGCCGCGCCUCCUCACCUGCAUGUCACCUGCGGCUGCGCUCAGACGCCGCCUCUGCAGGUCGCACUUCCUGCCCCCCUGCCCCGGCCCCUGCUGUCCCGGCUGUGUGAGCACCAGAGGAGGGCGGGGCACCGCGGGGACCCAGACUUUGCAGCGGUGCUGCCGUGCUCUGCCCGUCUGGCCUUUCUCUGCAGCCCCCCCCCCCCGUCCCCCGGAAAGGCAGGAAGGACAUUUCUCCAGGACGCGGGGCUCCUCCGAGGCCGGAAUCUGUGAGAACGCGGCUGCGAGGACCGGCGAGGACCGGCGAGGACCGCCAGGCCGAGGGUGCGGACUCUCCUGGGGCCGGCGCACGGGCCGGCGCCGAGGGCAGGAGCUCGCAAGAGGAUGGCGGCGGAAGCUGUCGCCACCUCAGCUUCGGACCAGGGAGAGAAGACCAUCCCACCUGGUCAGUGCAGAAGGUGACGAAAGUGACACAUGCUCGUCGUGGAAAACUUGGAAAAUACAGAAGAAACUAGAAAACCACCCUCUGCCCCACCUCCCAGGGAUGUCCGCCGCUAACACGCACGGCCUCCCCCGUGUGCGUGGGGCUUUCGUCCAAUAAAAUGGAAUGACAUU
Messenger RNA from Phyllostomus hastatus (greater spear-nosed bat), 1270 nucleotides. RefSeq lists its product as uncharacterized. The transcript has 5 exons. NCBI's taxonomy places the organism in Eukaryota, Metazoa, Chordata, Mammalia, Chiroptera, Phyllostomidae. The record is from RefSeq and is a predicted model, not a curated record. Bases 534 to 1256 code for a protein of 240 amino acids.